Molecule: messenger RNA, 1858 nt
Organism: Drosophila elegans
Lineage: Eukaryota; Metazoa; Arthropoda; Insecta; Diptera; Drosophilidae
Product: transcription factor grauzone
Exons: 4
Coding region: 54-1838 (594 amino acids)
Biological process (GO): regulation of transcription by RNA polymerase II
Cellular component (GO): nucleus; chromosome
Molecular function (GO): zinc ion binding; chromatin insulator sequence binding
Source: RefSeq, a predicted model, not a curated record
AGUCAACAAACAAACCAUUUUUGCUUUAAAAGUUUUAAUGCUUUGACUUAAGCAUGAUUUGCCGAUUGUGCCUGAACAACGCCAACGACUCGGAUACGAUACGGAUAUUCGAGGACGAUGGACUCUCCCUUAAUGUGGCUAAUGUGCUGGCCAAAUACUUUUGGUUUGAGCCAAAAAGCGAUGAUCCCAUAUCUACGGUGAUCUGUUUGACCUGCUGGAACCAGGUGAACGAUUUUCACCAGUUCUACGAGUUGGUGGAAAGGGCGCAUCGUUUGCUGACGGAAAGGUUUUCGCUAAAGUCUGGGCAGGAUCAGGCGAAAGCUGUGCCGGAUGAGAGCUUGGAGUUUCCGGAGGACGAGCAAGAUGAGGAUGAGGAGGCUGGUUUGCCCAGCAGCGAUUGCGAAAGUGCUUCCUUCAACAACGAACAGUUCCUCAGCGAUGUCAUUGCCCAGCAGGAGGAGCAAAGUAAAUCCAUGUCAUUGGACGAAGGUUCAGUAAAGGAAGAAUCGCUACCAGUAACGGAGCUGGGGAAUAUCCCACAUCCCAUACCGCUUAUACCCCCCAUACCCACUGAGGAACGAAGGGAAACGCGGUCCACCACCAAGAGCAGAUCCCAUCAGGCAAUCGGUCCUGCUCCGGUGCCUUCUCCCGGGAAAACCAAGCCUCCUGCAACAAAAUCCCGAGGAAAGAGAAACUUAUGUAAGGCAGGAGAAGGAGCCUCGCAGAAAACCAAGCGCUAUCCGAACUACAAACAGAGCAUGCUGGACAUCGAUGCCAAGAUCUCUGCCCACAUGCGGCUCACCUGCGACGUUUGCCACGAGGGCCAGGAGACAUAUCUGCUCCUCUGCAAGCAUAUGAUGCAGGAGCACAAUCGCAAAGGGUAUGCCAUCUGCUGCAACAAAAAGUUCUACAAGCGCUCCUUCCUCACCGAUCACAUCGAUCGUCAUGCCGAUCCCGAGAAGUUUAAAUGCACGCAGUGCGACAAGCGCUUUGCGGACAAGCAGUGCCUGCGGAAUCACGAGCUGUUGAAGCACCAUCCGGAGGAGGAGAAGACCUUUAUGUGCGAGCAGUGUCCCAAGAAAUACACGAAGCAGUAUUUGCUGGAUCAGCAUCGCGUUAUACACAAGGAGCGCAAUGUGGUGUGCAACCUUUGCGAGCGGAGGUUCCCCAACCAAUCUCUGCUCAGCACGCACGUAAAGAUGGCCCACGGCAACUACGGCACUAUGUGCGACAUCUGCGCCCAGGUCAUUCGCGGUCGAGCGGCCUUUCAGCGUCACCAGUUGGAGCACGCCGGCGUCACAGAGCCCAAGGUGCAGUGUGACAUCUGUGGCUCGUGGCACAAGAACAAGCACAGCCUGAAGAAGCAUGUGCGACGACACAAUGGCACCGCCGCCACCUGCGACCUGUGUGGCAAGGUGUCGCCUAACCGGAGCGCCAUGCUCAGUCACCAGCGGUAUGUGCAUCUUUCGGACCGGAAGCACGAGUGCAGCGUGUGCGAGAAAGCCUUUAAGAAGGCCAUCACGCUGAGGGAGCACAUGACCACGCACACGGGCGAGGUGCUCUACAAGUGUCCCCAUUGCCCAAAGACGUUCAACUCGAAUGCCAAUCAGCAUACGCACCGCAAGAAGUGUCAUCCCAAGGAGUUCGAGGAGGCGCGGAAGGCACGCUCCGAGAAACGGAAGGCCGCCGAGGAGGAGGCGCCCAGCAUUCUGAGCAUCUCGACGGGCGGAGAUGGUGGUGAAACCACCCACAGUAUUCUGCUGGCGAACGGCGACGAGGAUCUCAAGGCCGACACCAUUGAGUUCACCCUGUGUCUUAGUACCGAUACCACAGAUUAAAAGCACAUUUCUGUUGAAAA